Molecule: messenger RNA, 5616 nt
Organism: Mercenaria mercenaria
Lineage: Eukaryota; Metazoa; Mollusca; Bivalvia; Venerida; Veneridae
Product: synaptotagmin-11-like
Exons: 13
Coding region: 269-2137 (622 amino acids)
Biological process (GO): cellular response to calcium ion; calcium-ion regulated exocytosis; regulation of calcium ion-dependent exocytosis
Molecular function (GO): clathrin binding; calcium ion binding; calcium-dependent phospholipid binding
Source: RefSeq, a predicted model, not a curated record
UCAACCUACAAUUCUAGGCAAGAUUGAAAUGUGACGAUACUGGAAGCAUUGAAGAAAAAUCACUGCAAAGCAUUUCUGAAUAUCUGAAAUAUCUGAAUAUUACUUAUUCAUAUAUGUCCGCGGAUAGUUUACUUUAAACAAAAUUGUACAUGAUAGAAUAAUAUAGAUAGUAUUGAACGCAUUUUACAUUAGAAAGAGUUUGAGGAAUUUAUAAUUUAUUCUUGCUGCGCAUAAAGGGAUUUACUUUUAAUGCACGGGAUCUGGAAAUAUGGGCAGGCGAGUUCCAACAGUUGAACUGACUGGAAUCAUCAUUGGAGUGGUGACACUAGGGAUAUGUUCUUUUGUGAUUAUAUUUGUGUGUCUGAAGUAUCCGUCUAUCAGAUCGAGGACAUUUUGGGACAGAAGUCUCAAACGACUUAUAAGACGUUUAUAUUCCGGUGUAAGAAAAAAAGAGAAAUCAGAAGACAAGAAAAGCUUAGUGAUGGGACCAAUGCAGAACAAGAAGCAAGAGCAGACAAAAUUUGUGGUGCCUCAGAUCUUUGUGGAUUAUGGAAGCAGACGACAAUCAUAUGCUUCGGACUAUUUACGUAGAUGCAGUGCUGAAAGUUUAAGUAGUAGACGGACUUCUAUAGCCUCAAAUGAAACUGAUCGUAGAGGCUCCGGAAGUAGUCUCAGUAGCAGACGAACUUCCUUAGCGUCAAAUGAUCGAAGAGGAUCCGGCAGCAGUUUGUGUAGUCGGAGAACGUCGUUACUUUCCGACUGUACAUCUCGUAGAAGUUCUGGAAGCAGCCGAAGUAGUAGGAAAGGGUCGAAUGCAAGCUCAGGAAGAUAUGACGAUACGGAUGAGCUACUUGCUGAUUUAUCAGAUUCUGAAACAUUAGAAAUGGACGAGAUGUACACUUUAGAAGAAGAAUUGCCACCUGAGAAUCGUCGGUCAAGUUUAGAAGAGCCAGCAGACAUGCAAGAACAGGAGAAGAAGAGGAAGCGACCCCGACCAUACCGACGGAGCCACUCACUUGCUGAAAUCCGUCGUCCGACUGCAAUAUUCAUACCCGAAAUUAAACAGCCACCGCUGCCAGCAGGUCGGCCUCGUCCUGAUGGUAGAAGGGUCACCCUGUCCUCGCUUGUCGUCAGUUCUUUAAAUGCACUGGACCACACGCCUAAUCCAGUAGCUCCGCCAUAUCAGCGAAAAAAGCCAAAACUGAGGCCACCAGGAAUUGGUUUACCAGACACGCCGGUUAUGAUGCACGAUUUGAACCUAGAAGAGAUGAUGACACCGCGCUAUGCCACACCUUUACAACCAACAGGAAGGCUCAAAGUGCAACUACAGUUUACAGAUAACGCAUUAAAUGUGAUUAUUAUUGAGGCAGGUGAUCUCAGAAUUGCUGGGUUACCUAGUAACACAGAUGUUAACCCAUAUGUGAAGGCAUUCCUUGUUCCUGGGAGAACAUUUAAAUACAGGACAAAAACAAUAAACAAAUCUAGGACACCAGUUUUCCUGGAAAAGUUCUCCAUUCAAGAGAUAACCAGAGAGGAAUUGUCAGAGGAUUCUGCUCUUGAAUUCCAGGUUUAUUCCUCGCAUCAUAUUACUCGAAGACAUCUGGUGGGUAUGGCCGCGGUGCAGCUAAAAGAUAUAGACAAAUACGAAAAUGGUCUUGUGGAUUUGGUUAUACUGCCUCAUAGUGUUUACAGGCUACAUCAAGGCGAUAUUCAUAUAUCUGGUUGUUAUCAGCCGGUUGCAGGGAAAAUGGUAUUUAGUGUGGUAGAAGCAAGAACUCUACCACGUGUAUCACUUCUUGGUGCUGUUAAUCCUUAUGUUAAAGUGGAGAUGUAUAUAAAUGGAAUCAGAGAAGCAAAACAUAAGACAAAAGUCCGUCAAAACACACAAGAUCCUGUAUGGAACCAGCCGUGUGUCUUCGACAUUAACAGAGAGAAUCCGAAACUUCUUGGCCAUGUUUUUGUUUUUCACAUUAUCCACAAGGACAUGAUGAUGGGCGUGCAGAAAAUUGGACAGGUGGAGCUUGGAUGGUACAGUCAUGGAGAGCAGCUGGAUCAUUGGUACGAAAUAAUGGAACAUCCACAUAGACCAACAGACUACUGGCAUCCUAUCAUAAAGACUAGCAAAAUCACUUCAUGACCUUGAAAUGCUACAAUUGUAUGAGUGGAUUAUAUUUUGUCUAUAUACAAACGAAGACACUGGUUAAACCUGCUAAAGUUUCAUAUCAAUAAAAAUCAAGAAAAACAGCAAGGGAAACGUACGUCAAUCACAAAUAAACUUUUGCCAUAGAUGUCUUACUAAAUAUUUAGCAAAUUAUACCAAUUUGGUUUUAAUUAUAGCAGCAAUGACAAACAACUACAAUUAUGUAACAAAACAAGAAUUAGACAAUAGUUUUAACUGACAAUAGGGGACAUAUAAUAGGGAGGAAGGUUAUUGAUGACUAUGUGAUCACUAGUCGCGUUGGAAUAAUUCGAGUCCACUCUAUACAUUGUUAUUUAUGUAAAAAUGCGACCAAUAAUGGUGUUGGAUUUUGCAACCUGCUGGGCAGGUGUCAAAUGCAUGUGUGAUAUGCGUAAAUAACUGCAGUAAUGUAAUCAUUUAUGUACAUAAGUAACACUUUUCUUAUUGUAUUGAGUUAUGUAUGUAUUUCCCUUAAUAUUAUUAAAUCUGAAAAGGCCACCGCUUUAUUAAAUAAGUGCAAUCAAUAAGAAAGCCACCAGGAAACAUUGUGACUAUAUUGUCAGUAGUAGAUGUGGAAUGUACCGAAAUGGAAUCUAUAGUGGUGUGACCGUAUUGUUUAGUGUAUCUUUUGUUUCGAAAAUUUAAAUGACAUUUCAAUUUAAUCGGAUAACAGUCUAUAAAUAUUACUCAGUAUGCCAAUAAAAUAGAAUAACUUACUGCUAUAUCUAAAGGAAGACACGAUAACAUGCCAAAGUUUACCUCUAUCAGAUUGUUGAAAAGAAAGCUAUUGUAUUCGAUUAUAAAUAGUUUUGUCCUAUUAUUGUAAAAGCCUCAGUCAUAUUUCAUUUAAUUUUGAUCAGUGGCUACCAAACGCCAGAAACGCCAGAAAAAAGGCAGGUAUGAUCAACAUAAACAUGUUUUUAUAAGCACAACUGAACUUAUACCAUGCAUGACACUGUCUUAUCUUGGUUACCCUAUUCGUUUACGGCUAUACAAAGUUAAUAUAUAGAUAAUAUUAUUUAUUUAGGCACAGCGUCAUCUUAUCCACAUAUCAUACAUCUUCCAAUUUUAUUCGGUGAUCCCUUGCGAAAAAAAAUGCGAUCCGUAUUAAACUUUGAGUGGUAUAUGUUUGUUCACUGUAAUAAUGUAAACUAUUAACGUUGUUAUGUUGCCUAAUCCUACACAAGGCGCCUUUCUUGAUAGAAGUUACUGCAUAAGUAAUUCUUCAUUACAUACUUGAGUAUUACAGUUAAUCUAUGAAAUUCACAAUCAAAUUCCUUCGGUAGAAUACGAUUUUAACCAAACGAUUUUACAUUUACUUUGAUUUUAUUUUUGUACCAAAAUAUUUUCUCUGAGACAUACGAAUGAUCUCAGUGCAUAUAUAUUUGUUAUAUCAUAGUAUAUUUAAUUUAUAACAUAUAUUUUGACAGCAAAUGGAAUAUGUUUAUAAAGUGUUGUCUGUCUUCUUAAAGACCCAUCACAAUCUGGCGACCGACCUAUUUUCCCUACAUCAGUUUCAUGAAAUCAUCCUAUUAGUAAUAAUACUCUUAUAAUACAGCUUUAGUACAAAAUGUCAGGCCCUUCCUGAAUUAUUGUAUGUUCACAACUUCAUCGACUAAUUCUUCUUAGCUUGUUUGAUUUAGACAUUUUCUUUCAGUACAGUCAAACCUGUGUUAAAGACCACAUCUGAACAGAGACCAUCUGGCUCUAAAGACCACAUGUUUUGUUUUCCAUUUUAACAUUCACAGUGUAUUUUAACCUGUGAAUGAAGACCAGCUCACAAAAAAGACCACAUUUUGGCUCUCCCAAGGGUGGUCUUUAUAGACAGGUUUGACUAUUUGUAUAUUUUAAAGCUCUAAAACAGCUAAAUAUAUAUCUUGCACUGUAGGAAGUAUACCUGAUAUUAGCUCUUGUGUAAUUACCUCCAUAGAAACACAGAAACUACAGUAGUUAUUCCGUGUGGCGGGUCUUUAAAAGGUGUCUUGGUUGUAAUCGUCUGACUUUGAAUAAAAUGUGUUGUUUUGAAAUAUAGAGAUGUUGAGAGAUGUUGAAAUAGAGGUAUUUGUCUUACAUAUUUCUUUUAUAUCAAAUGAAAUGGUUAUGCAUUUGUAAUGAUGUAAUUAUAAGUAUUGCUAGACGUGAAGCGAACAAAUGAACAUGCAUCAAAGUCAGUUAUGAAAUUACAGAAGUGUUGGGUAAUCAUGAAGUUCAACCGAUGAUGAUAAUUCAAAAAUUUAAACGACAAGACUUUUAAUAAGGUAAAACUAUUGCUUUAUACAGUAAACAUUCUUUUGGCUGCAAAAGUGUUUGAAGAGAAUUCAUUUCUUGGGAUGCAUGCGUGUGUGUACGCGUGUAUGUGCGCGUAUGCGUGUGUGUGUGGACAAAUAUCUGCACGUAUGCAUGUGCAUUUAAACGUGAAAACAUAUGUCCGUAUGUUUGUCCCUGAUUAUAUUGUUAUGGUAGCAUAAAUUAGAAGUACAAUGCGGUUUUCUUGCAAUGUAAAGUUAACUACGCUCGUCACAAAUUUUUGUUAAAUAAGAAACUUUAGCGAGCUUUUCUGACUCGUCAAGAAUCCAUUAACCAAAUAUAUCCGUAUGGCUCACCUUUGAAUGUAACGUAGCGUUUUGUUAAAUAAGAAAUCAAUACAAGUGUAGAGGUAUAUGAAAAGCUAUAGAUUUUUACCUUUUUUAACGGUUCUACAAAGUAAAAACAAAUCAUUAAGGUUAUUACACUUGUGCAUUCUUAGACUUUUCUUUCUGAUUAUCUUAUUGUAGUAAAGCAAAACAAGAAAAUACGAAAAUCUGCUUUAUAAUUUCGAUAAAUCUUUAUUAUCAUGGCAUACAUAUGUAGAAUAUAGUGAGUUUUACCCUUUUUAUGAAAAUAACAACAUACCGUUUAAUUGUUUGUGGAAUACGAGUAGUUUGCAUAUAGUCGUGUUAAAUUUGGAGAGACAUAUUCUGUUCCUAGUAUAAUAUGUGUCGUCAACCCACCAUUAUUUCAAACACAUGAAUGUAGUGCGUAUCCAGUGUAUUUAGAUUGUGUGUAUAAGCCAGUUUGCUGAAAAUAUUACGAACGAACGCUGUUCAACAUUAACAUAGAUACAUGUAGCUAUAGCAAACAUGAUUGUUUUGUCUGUAUUUUAAACUUCAAAUAAGGGUUAUUGUAAAAAAAGACUCGAGACAUUCUGAUAGAUAAAUAAGUGGACGCAACCUUUAAAGUGUAGAACUUGAUCUUACCCUCUUACAAACGAGUGAAUAGUAUAAUGUUCAUGUUAAUCUAAUUACAAAUUUUGUAAAUAAUUUAUUUAUUAGAAUAUUGUGAUAUAUGUACUAUACGAUGCUAGUAAUGCUGUCGAUGAAACCCCCUUGUUGUUGAUUUUACUGAUGGUUAAGAGUAUUAACCAUGCGUUAUAUGAAUGAAAAAUAAAUAUUUUAGUU